Aspergillus melleus is the source of this 2953-nucleotide messenger RNA. RefSeq names its product putative C6 transcription factor. Lineage: Eukaryota; Fungi; Ascomycota; Eurotiomycetes; Eurotiales; Aspergillaceae. Gene Ontology annotation, molecular function: DNA binding; DNA-binding transcription factor activity, RNA polymerase II-specific; zinc ion binding. Gene Ontology annotation, biological process: DNA-templated transcription; regulation of DNA-templated transcription. The transcript is spliced from 4 exons. Bases 259 to 2571 code for a protein of 770 amino acids. The record is from RefSeq and is a predicted model, not a curated record.
ACUUCCAGCCUACCACGGCUCGCUCUUUCGCGGGAUCUGGGUCCCUCAGCCAACACGCCCCGUUUUAUAUGUCUGUUCUAUGUUGCUACUGCGACGGCAAAAACCAUCGAGGCCACCGAUUUCCCGCGCUUACGGCCACCCAGCGUUUGCUUCGAGUCAGACUAGUUGCUUAGUGUUUCCUUCUUUGAGUUGCGUGCACUGUCCAGGGUACCUAAGGACGAAAAGGGUGUGGCAAACCAAACUGCAUCUUCUGUGACCAUGAGUGACCCGAAUCAACCGCCCUCCUUUCACUAUCAUCCCUACCAGGUUUCUACAGAGUACCAUGAAAAUGAACCGAAUGUCUUCUAUGUCGGGGGGGUCCCCCAGUUCAUCCAGGCCCCUCCUGGGCCUCCAAGCAACUACGACGUGACAUCCGGGCCUUCGGAACCCGGCCCAAAUGCCUCUCAGGUCGUAUUCGAUACCGGAUCUCUCAACAAAAAGGUGCAAAUUCCUAGGUCGGCAAACUCCAACAAUUGGACCACCAGCGGACGAGUCAGCCGGGCGUGUGAGAACUGCCGAGAGCAGAAGGCAAAAUGUAGUGGGCAUCGCCCAAGCUGCGUGCGAUGCGAUGAAUCCGGACUUCUGUGCUCAUACGGUGAUCGAAAGCGGGAGAAGAUGCUCAAGCAGAUCAAUGAUCUGACAAACCAGGUCGACGUAUAUGUGGCUCUACUGAAGGAGCUCUGUCCCAAACUGGACUCGCAGACUGCUGAGUAUAUCGAACAGGUGAUCGGGAAACAAAGUCUCAACAAUAACGCCGAAACAUCUGAUCGCAGAGGCUCAGCGAUAUCUUCAACUUCUAGAACAGCAGAUUCUUCUCCCCUUCAACUCCCUAGUUCGAACCCCCUACUCGGAGGCCUAGACUACACCAACGAAGAUUUCAAUCGUGAUGAAAAGAUUCAAGCGAUAGGAUUCGUAGGGGAGCACUCGGAGAUUGCCUGGCUACACCGACUGCAAAGCAUGCUCGAUUCCUCUAAUCUACCAUCUCCACGAGAGCUGUCGACUCACCCAUCCAUUGCGUCUGCGAACUUUUUUCUAGAUGACUCCGUAGUCCCAUUUAGUCGGGACGCGGAUCCUGGGCGGCGACCUCCACAAGCAGUAGCUGAUCAGCUGGUGGAUAUUUAUUUCAAUGUCGUGAAUCAAUCGUUCCCCAUCAUCGGCAGAUCGCUGUUUUUUGAUCAAUACAAACUCUUUUAUGCCCGUUCGGUACGACCGGGAGACAGAUGGCUGGCCAUCCUGAAUCUAGUGUUUGCUAUUGCGGUGAGAUAUACUCGUCAGACCCGAGUAUGCCCGAUGGAGGCCGUCGAUGAUGAUCGCACAUACUUUUCCAGAGCGUGGAAGCUCAACAUGAGUAGUGCUGCGCUACUAGAGCACCCCAACCUACAGCAGGUACAGGUGGAGGGUCUUAUAUCGUUUUAUCUUUCCUCUGUGGGCCAAGUCAACCGGUCGUGGCGCAUAUGUGGCGUAGCCUUACGAUCCGCUGGCACGAUGGGGCUGAACUUACGGAACGAGAGCAAAUCACUUAGUCCUCCGUCGAAAGAAGCACGUUAUCGGGUAUGGUGGUCCUUGUACACUCUAGACCUCACUCUUUGUGUGAUGACCGGCCGCCCUCCAAGUUGUAGCGAUGAAUUUUGCACUACACCGCUCCCGGUACCAUUCGAGGAAGAGACUUUCAAGGAAGCGGUAUACGCCCAGCAGCUCAUGAAAGAUAAUGAUGCACGGGGUUUCUUCAUGGAUAUCCUCGGUCUGGGUCGCUCGGAAUACUUGGCCUCCGACACCGCGUGGCCCGACAACCUCGAUCCCUUACUCUCUGGCCCCGGGAAACAGUCUGAGCAAAUUGCCUCCAGUGCCGUUGAAGCUCUCGAACCAAAUCCUUCGCUCUACUUUCUCCAUGUGAUCGACCUGGCUUUCAUUGUGCGGGAAACAAUUGACACGCUAUAUGCUCCAGGAGCUUCUCGGAUGUUGUGGCGGGAGAUAGAGAUGGCCAUUUCUACCUUGAACGGAAAGAUAGACGCUUGGCUCGAAAGGCUUCCGGUCGCAUUCCAAUCUACUACGGGUACUCGAGAGUUUGAACGAGAGCGAACAAAUAUGGCAUUUUAUUUCCACAGCGCCAAGAUCUUGGUCGCUCAACCUUGUUUCAGCCGUCUGACUCGGCAGAGCUCAGGAACCGACUUAUCGGACAAAUUCUGUGAAUCAACGGCCGUCGCGUGUGUUGACUUGGCGGUUCAGAUGAUAGAACUCUUGCCCGAGCACCCAGAUUCUUCCUGGAUCUACCGCGCCUCACCUUGGUGGUGCAUGUUGCACAUGCUUAUGCAACCGAUCACCAUUGUUUUGACUGAGUUACUGCUUGCAAAACCAGACACGGCCAAACGAGGGAAGCUACUGAAGGUUGCCUCCAAAACGACCCGCUGGCUAGCAGAACUUGCGGCCAAAGAUCCUGCGUUCCAGCGGGGCGAGAAAGUGUGCAGAGAACUCGUUACCCAACACGACCCGCAACUUGCAAUGGCGAUUUAUGGAGACCCUGAGGGACGCUGAUUUGGCGCUAAGGUUUUCUAUGCUUCACAUGUCCAUAAAACUCUAUCGGCCAUUCUCGUCGUUUGACCAUUUUCAAUCAGUAGCAACGAUGGGACCAUCGUUGCUGAAACGCUGAAGCGCGCCGAUACAGGGAGUUUAUGAGGAUAUCGCCUUGCAUCGACCUUCUCGUGAGCCCGUGUCACCCGUCGUCAUAUUCAAGCCGGUCGCCAUAUAUAGAAUGCUUAACUCUAAGUGAGUAUAACCGCAUGGGUUUCAAUUGUUUUUAGCCCGUCAUCGUCUCAACACACCCAACGGACAUUCUCUAGCCCUUUUUUAGAUCGUGCCAUGUCUCAAGAGCUGCGUGUUAUGCUUCCACUAGUGCAAGACUGAUUUUUUGUCACAC